Molecule: messenger RNA, 2644 nt
Organism: Candoia aspera
Lineage: Eukaryota; Metazoa; Chordata; Lepidosauria; Squamata; Candoiidae
Gene: MOGS
Product: mannosyl-oligosaccharide glucosidase
Exons: 4
Coding region: 25-2478 (817 amino acids)
Biological process (GO): protein N-linked glycosylation; oligosaccharide metabolic process
Cellular component (GO): endoplasmic reticulum membrane
Molecular function (GO): Glc3Man9GlcNAc2 oligosaccharide glucosidase activity
Source: RefSeq, a predicted model, not a curated record
GCCGCCGGAGACCGCGGGGCACCGAUGGCACGGGAGCGGCGGCGGCGGCGGGGGGGCACCGAGGGCGCGCGGCCGCAGGAGAGGGUCCCGCGCGCGGCCGGCCGGCGGGCGCGCGGGCACGCGGGCGCGGGGCUGGCGCUGCUGGCGCUGGGCUGCGCCGCCUUGGCCUGCGGCCUCUACGCCCGUUGGGGGCCCGCCGCAAGCCUGGUCGCCCCGCACGCCGCGCCCCGCGCCCUGCUGCCCGGCAGCACCGGGCCCGACGCCGCGCCCGCCCGCUUCUGGGGCUCCUACCGGCCCCACGUCUAUUUCGGCAUGAAGACGCGCAGCCCACGCUCGCCGGUCGCAGGCUUGAUGUGGAUGCACCAGCUGGAGGGGGAUAUCCGGUUGCGCCACACUUGUGAACAGAGUGAUGGCCUCCCUCGCUACGGCUGGCUACUUCAUGACGGCAUCCAUUUUGGGGUGCAGGAGAUCAAAGACCUCGGUUUCAGCCUUCAGACGGAGUUUGUGAAGUGUCCUGGCGGCCAGCAUGGCGGAGACUGGAGCUGGAGAGUUACAGUUCGUCCAGAAAGGACUAGCCCCAAGCCCCUUUUCAUCUCCCUCCUUUUCUACGUGGCCACCGACGGGCAGGGAACGCUGCAGCCUGUGAUAGAGGAGAAGACUCGGCUGGUGUCGCUAAGAGGACAGACGGAGGAACUGGGGAACUUUACCGUCACCUUUCAGCAGCCUACCACUGAGGCCGGCACACCCCUUUAUGCCAGGUAUAAUUACCUGCAGGCGAAGGCAGAAGGGCUGCAUCGCCUGACCGACGUGGUGAAAGCAAGCCUCACUCCGCGGUUCUCCUAUGCUCCGCCGGGGCUCCCCAAGCGCCGCUACUUUGGCGUGGAUGUGUCCCACAGCCCAGCAGGGGACAGAGAGCUACGCAGCCAGCUCCUGGUUCAUCAGGUGACGGUGCCCGUGCCCUGCCGCGUGGAAGUGGCUUUUGAAUCAGGCAGCGUGGUCAACCGCCCAGAACGGCUCCUGGCAGAGGUGCUGACGCGAGAGCUGGACAGGUACAUGGCCGCCUUUGAGCUGCGCUUUGAGGAGACCUUUGGGCUUGCCAGCAAGGGCUUCUCUCCGCCAGAGCAGUACUUCGCACGGGCCCUCCUCAGCAACAUGCUGGGCGGGAUGGGCUACUUCCAUGGGCACUCGCUGGUGCAGUCCCCGCACACGGAGGCCCCUCAGCCUUACCCCGCGGGGUCUCUCUUCACGGCAGUGCCCUCCCGCUCCUUCUUUCCCCGGGGCUUCCUGUGGGAUGAAGGCUUCCACCAGCUCCUGUUGGCCCGCUGGGACCCAGCGCUUAGCCAGGAGGUGCUGGCUCACUGGUUUGAUCUCAUGAACACCGAGGGCUGGAUCCCACGUGAGCAGAUCCUGGGCGACGAAGCCCUGGCAAAGGUGCCCCCGGAGUUUGUGGUGCAGCACAGCCAGGCGGGCAACCCUCCCACUUUCUUCUUGGUGCUGCAGCAACUGCUCAAGCAGGGAGUGGUGGAACGGGGUUACCUCCAGCGCCUCUAUCCUCGCCUGCAGAGCUGGUACAGCUGGUACAAUCAUACACAGGCGGGGCCCUUGCCCUACACAUUCCGAUGGCGUGGCCGGGACCAGGACACUCAGCUUUUUCUUAAUCCCAAAACCCUGACCUCUGGGCUAGAUGACUAUCCUAGGGCCUCCCACCCCUCUCUGGACGAACGCCACCUAGAUUUGCGCUGUUGGAUGGCAGUAGCGUCAGCUGUCAUGGCCGAGGUGGCAACGCAGGUGGGAGAGCCAGCAAGUGACUAUGCACGCAUGGCCGAGGGGCUGGCGGACAAUGAGCUGCUUGAGCGGCACCACUGGGCAGAGGCGCUGGGCACUUUUGCUGACUAUGGCAACCAUACCCAGGCCGUGGCCCUGGAGCGUGAGCGUCUUCAGCCCUCUCCUCCUGGCCAGCCCCCACCCAUCCCAAGACUGGUGCGGGUGGUACGCAAACCACCCAGGCUGCAGUUUGUGGGAGGGGCCCUUGGCUACGUCAGCCUUUUCCCCCUGCUGCUGCAGCUCCUGAACCCCGAUUCCCCACAUCUGGGCAGCCUCCUGGUGGACAUGAAGAACGAGCAGAAGCUGUGGACACCUUUUGGCUUGCGUUCACUGUCACGCAGUAGCCCUUUCUACCUCAAGCGCAACACAGAGCAUGACCCCCCGUACUGGAGGGGGGCCAUCUGGAUCAACAUCAACUACCUUGCGGUGCAGGCCUUGCAUCACUAUAGCCAGCUGAAGGGGCCCUACCAGGAGGCGGCUGCCAGACUAUACCAUGAGCUGCGCACCAAUGUCAUCGGCAACGUCCUCCAGCAGUACCUGGACUCUGGCUACGUUUGGGAGCAGUACAAUGACAGGACAGGACAGGGGCAGGGGUGUUAUCCCUUCACAGGCUGGUCAGCUCUUGUUCUGCUCAUGAUGGCAGAAGAGUACUGAUGAGCAGGCUGGCCGGAAUGGUUGCCCCAUUCUCCCGGGGUGGCUCAGCUGGAGUGGCAGAUGCAGGACUUGGGCAAAGGGGUGCAGGGUCUGGCGUCUGCUGCUGACCUGCUUCAGGGGUUGGCUUCCAAUUUCACACUGAAAUAAAGCUGUGCAGUAUAACGUU